AUGCGGUCGCCGUCCUUCCUGGAGGGCCUGCUGAUCGGCGCCGUGGUCGCAGCCGGCGUUUCGUACAUCAUCACGAGGCACUCCCUCCGGUCGAUCGUUGAGGAGCUGCGGAAGGAGCAGGCGGGGCCCGGGCGCGCCAAGAAGCACCGCAGGCGGUCGCAAUCCAGGUGUGCAAGCCCAGGACGGCGCAACACCCAUCAUUUUCAUGCCGCCACCCACCAUGACCACGAGCCUGCUUAUCGAGACCAGCAAAUGGAACAGAUGGCAGUCAUAGGCACGGCCAUGCCGAUCACCACUCUUGUCAACUCCCCAAGACAGACAGCUUUCUUUGCUGGCAGGAAUGAGACAACAGAUGAUGAGAACUUUGAGCAAAGUAAGGAUUCCGAUGCAUUGCCAAGCCGGAGAGAGACGAGAGAUUCACAGGAAAACACGUCGGACCCGAUGCCAGCUGGCCCCCAGUUGCGGAGCCUUGAUGCCCCCGCUACACUGCAGCGCAUAAAAAGCCAAGGUGGCAUCAGGGUGUUCGACCACAGGACAGAGCAUGAAUUCGGCCCUGGUCAUCAAAGUGUGAUAGAGCGUGGAAAGGCAAUUGAAGAUGCUGCACGCAUGGAAGAAUAUGGACGAGUUAUCACCCCAGAGGCACUGCUGACAGAUGAGUCAGAAGACGUGUGCCUCAGAAUAUUGGAGUGCCUGUCCAUGCGUGACAAGUGGCUGUUUCAAGUAGCGCCUGAAAGGCGGCCUGAGAAUCGAAAGAACAUGGGAGAGGCUGCCUAUCCCAGUGACAUCACUGGGCCGUUCUGUUGGAAUUUCACUCCGCUUCCCGUGUGUCAUUUGAAUUUUACCAUGGCCAAUGGCGUGUACCAUGUGCACAAAGAGAACGAUGACCCCCCAGCCACUCAAUUUCCUUUGCCCGGAAAUCUGGAGGAGUUCAUCGCGGACCUGCAAUAUAUACUCAAGGUGGGAGCCAUGGGGCCUGUUAAGACCUUCUGCUUCCAGCGGCUGAGGCUGCUCGAACAGAAGUUCAACCUGCAUGUGAUGAUGAAUGCCGACAAGGAGUUCCUGGCGCAGAAGUCAGCACCCCAUCGUGACUUCUACAAUGUCCGCAAGGUGGACACCCACGUGCACCACUCUUCCUGCAUGAACCAGAAACACCUCCUGCGAUUCAUAAAGUCCAAGCUGCGCAAGGAGCCCGACGAGAUUGUGAUCUUUCGGGACGGCAAGUACCUGACGCUGGCAGAGGUUUUCGAGUCCCUGCAGCUCACCGGCUACGACCUCAACGUGGACACCAUGGACACGCACGCAGACAAGAACAUGUUCCACCGUUUCGACAGGUUCAACUUGAAGUACAAUCCCUGUGGGCAGAGCCGGUUGAGGGAAAUUUUCAUGAAGCAGGACAACCUCAUUCAUGGACGCUACCUGGCGGAAAUCACCCGGGAGGUCUUCGACGAUCUGAAGGCCUCAAAGUACCAGCAUGCUGAAUACAGGAUCUCUAUUUACGGCCGCAAGCAAGUCGAAUGGGAUAUCCUGGCGGCUUGGAUAUGCUCGAACAAGCUGUACAGCGACAACGUUGUGUGGCUCAUUCAGAUCCCACGACUGUUUCAAGUGUACUUCGAUCAGGGCAUCAUGGAAAACUUUGAGCAGAUGUUAGAGAACAUCUUCCAGCCGCUGUUUGAUGUGACGCGAGACCCCGAGACCCACCCCCAGCUACACGUCUUUCUGAAGCAGGUGGUGGGCUUCGACAUGGUGGACGACGAGUCCAAGCCGGAGCGCCGCACCAGCAAGAAGGCCCCCGCCCCGCGCCAGUGGUCCAUGGACGCCGACCCGCCCUACUCCUACUACGCCUACUACAUCUACGCCAACCUCUACGUCCUCAACAAAUUCCGUGAGGCCCGUGGCCUCAACACCUUCUCCUUCCGGCCCCACGCCGGGGAGGCUGGAGACAUCGACCACCUGGCCUGCGCCUUCAUGCUGUGCGAGAACAUAGCCCACGGCAUCAACCUGCGCAAGUCACCCUGCAUGCAGUACCUCUUCUACCUGGCGCAGGUGGGCCUCUGCAUGGCACCGCUCUCCAACAACUCCCUGUUUCUGGACUACCACAGGAAUCCGUUCCCCACGUUUUUCGCGAGGGGCCUCAAUGUGAGCUUGUCCACGGAUGACCCGUUGCAGAUACAUUUGACGAAGGAGCCGCUCGUGGAGGAGUACAGCAUUGCGGCGCAGGUGUGGAAGCUGAGCCCCACCGACUUGUGCGAGACCGCCCGCAACGGCGUCCUGUGCUCCGGCUUUCCUCCCGAGUGCCAGAAGCACUGGAUCGCGUCGGAGUACUGGAAGCCGGGGCCCGACGGGAACGACAUCAGGAAGACGAACGUGCCCAACCUGCGCCUGAGGUUUCGGUACGACACGCAGAGAGACGAGCUGGCGCUGCUGCACUUGGGGGCGCGCAACUCGGAGAACAGAAAGAACAAGGGGUCGGACGUCGAUCCGUGA
Molecule: messenger RNA, 2484 nt
Organism: Ostreobium quekettii
Lineage: Eukaryota; Viridiplantae; Chlorophyta; Ulvophyceae; Bryopsidales; Ostreobiaceae
Source: the annotation of a GenBank genome assembly